GUGCGUCGAGAAGUGCUAACGAAAAUUGUACACCAUUUCCAUUCACUUGUUACGUAACUUGACUGCGGACAUGGCGUUGGUGUGUGUGGAGGACUUUGAGAAGAAGGCAGCAGGGAAGCUGGAAAAAAAUGCACUGGACUACUACAGAAGCGGGGCAGGGGAGCAGUUUACACUGGGGCUAAAUCGUGAGGCCUUCCGAAGACUACGCCUCCGUCCCCGGUGCCUGAGAGACGUUUCCCGCCUGGACAUUAGCUGUCCGAUCUUUGGAGAGCAAAUGAAAUGGCCACUUGGUAUUGCACCGACUGCAAUGCAGAAAAUGGCUCAUUCAGAUGGCGAAGUGGGCAAUGCAAGAGCAGCCGGAAAAGCCGGAUCCAUAUUUAUUCUCAGCACCCUCUCGACCACAUCGCUGGAGGACUUGGCCGCCGGCGCGCCCGACACCUGCAAAUGGUUCCAGUUGUACAUCUACAAAGACCGCACAAUUACUGAGAAACUGGUACGCCGUGCGGAGAAGGCUAACUUUAAGGCUCUUGUCCUGACCAUUGAUGCCCCAAUCUUCGGACAUCGCCGUGCCGAUGUUCGCAAUAACUUCAGCUUACCAUCCCACUUGACUUUGGCCAAUUUCCAGGGUGUGAAGGCCACCGGCGUGGCCACUACUUCAAUGGGCGCCUCUGGCAUCAAUGAGUACGUGUCCAGCCAGUUCGAUCCCACUAUAACCUGGCAGGAUAUCAAGUGGCUGAAGAGCAUUACUCACCUGCCCAUCGUCGUAAAGGGUAUUUUGACUGCAGAGGACGCUGUGCUCGCCAAAGAGUUUGGCUGCGCCGGGAUCAUCGUGUCCAAUCAUGGAGCCCGCCAAAUAGACACAGUCCCUGCCUCGAUAGAGGCCCUUCCCGAAGUGGCGAAGGCUGUGGGCAAUGACCUGCUGGUUAUGCUGGAUGGGGGCAUCAUGCAGGGUAAUGAUAUCUUCAAAGCCCUAGCUCUGGGAGCCAAGACUGUCUUUGUCGGUCGCCCUGCCGUCUGGGGUCUAGCGUACAACGGACAGAAGGGUGUUGAGGAAAUGUUGGGUGUACUCAGAAAGGACUUCGAGAUCACAAUGGCAUUGAUCGGCUGCCAAACACUGAAAGAUAUUCAAUCGUCGAUGGUGGUGCAUGAGUCGCUAUAUUCAAAGCUUUGAGAAUGGAAACCAAACCUAGAACCUUUAAUAAAAAGUCCAGAGAAAAUUCGGUUUUAAAUAAAUCACAACUAGAAAGAAAA
Drosophila persimilis is the source of this 1251-nucleotide messenger RNA. It is a transcript of the gene Hao, whose product is annotated as peroxisomal (S)-2-hydroxy-acid oxidase GLO5. The record is from RefSeq and is a predicted model, not a curated record. The transcript has 2 exons. Lineage: Eukaryota; Metazoa; Arthropoda; Insecta; Diptera; Drosophilidae. Bases 71 to 1171 code for a protein of 366 amino acids. Gene Ontology annotation, molecular function: oxidoreductase activity; FMN binding.